AGUAAGUAGAUAGAGUUCGCUAUGAUUUAGGUUUCGUUUAUGCAUAGGGUAGAUUCUUUUAAUUACCUUUCCUUUUUUGUUUUGUGUAUUUUAUACAUUUUGGAUUUUCUUGGCGAGCUAUUUUUGGAACGUGCCCGGCGGGCGCCUCACCUUGCCCCUGCGGGCGACUGAGUGCCCACGGGCACCGUGUUGGCUACCCCUGCAAUAGAGACUUUUUAAUACACAAGUAUUGCCAGAUAGAAAGACAUUUGCCAAAGAGUUGGAUAAAGAAUAUGCUAUCAUGGAAAAGGAGCUGAGGAAAGCUAUCGAUGCCCAGGAGUAUGUGUCAACAACGGCAGACAUAUGGAGUGCUAACAACAAAAGUUUAUUGGGGGUGACUGUGCAUUGGAUCGAUGCAGAUACCUUGAAACGGAAGAAGGCUGCGAUCGCUUGUAGAAGAUUUAGGGGUCGACACACGUACGACGCAAUAGCAACAGAGCUGGAGGACAUUUUCUCUCAAUAUGGACUUACCAACGAUAUAGUGACUGCAUGUGUGACGGACAACGGGAGUAACUGUGUGAAGGCGUUCAAGGAGCAUCAGCAGCGGCAAGUGGAGUCCGAUGAGGAGGAGGAUGAGGUGGAUGGCGAUGGUGAGGCAGACUUUACAGACCUUCACAGUGUGCUUGCCGCCGCCAAAGAUGAUAAUGCCCGGGACGGGCUAUGUGUACUGCCUCCCCAUCAUAGAUGCGCAGCCCAUACACUUAAUCUAAUUGCGAACAAUGAGGUUGAUAAAUGGCUGUCAUCUAACGUAGAAUCUAGGGCUGUGUAUCGUAGUGCUACAGCCAAAUGUUCAGCGUUGUGGACGAAGGCCAGCCGCUCCACAGUCGCAUCAGAGUUCCUGGAAGAGGUCAGUGGUAGAAAGUUGAUUGUCCCCACAGUAACAAGGUGGAACUCAUACUUUGACGCCUAUUCUCGGAUCACAGAAAUGCCCCUCACUGACAUCAAUAAUAUCUGCACACAAUUUCAAAUGAAAUGUAUGAACGACAGGGAAUACCAGUUUCUCAAGGAAUACUGUUCAAUUAUGAAGCCUUUCACAGUUGCACUGGACAUCUUACACUACUUACAGGGUGAGGACACUUGUUUUUAUGGAACGCUUCAACCAACACUAGAAGUUCUCAUGGGAAAAAUCUUAGCAAUGAAAACUGGCCUAUCAGCAAUGACCACUGGGCUGCCUGAAGUUAUUGUGGGAGCAAUCAAAACCAGAUUUGCCGCAAUAAUUUACUCCAAGGAAGCGCUGCUUGCCGCUGUCUCACUGCCCAAGUUUAAAGUUGGGUAAAAGAAGAAGCCAGAAGAGACCAUAUCAAGAUACUCCUCAUGUCAGAGUGUCGUUCCCUAACAACACAAGAGCCUGCAGCCCUCAUGCCCGAUGUCCCUCAACCUGCUGCUGUUGCCUCCAGCGAGGAGGAUUUGUUUGCCUUUGACUUACAGCCCGUUACCACAGCUGAUGCACCCAUGUCUGUGGAAACAGAGGUAAUGUCUUAUUUCAAUUCUGCCCCUACGAUGGAAAGUCUGCACCAGUUUCCAAGAAUUAAAAAAAUCACACUCCGCUGUAAUGCCCCAACGCCAUCCAGUGCACCAGUAGAAAGACUUUUCAGUCUUGGAAAUCUUGUGCUCACCCCAACACGCAACCGUCUCGGUGAUGGACGCUUUCAACGCCUUCUCCUGAUGCGCUUCAACCGUCAUUUCAGUCAAGGCGGUAGUGGAAUAUGCCAGCCCCCCCACCAUAGAACAAUAAGUAGGCUAUAGGUCAAGGCUUUAAGUGCUUUCAUACUUAAAUGUAUUUUACGAGCCUUAAUUGGCUGUAUUCUACCUCUGUAACAGGCAGUAACAGGUUUCCUGUUUAUUUUUUUAUUUUCAAUAUUCCAAUGUGUGUGUUAAAUAUAGUGGAGCUUCAUUUGUUUUGUGAAGUAUUUC
This is a messenger RNA of Gymnodraco acuticeps, 1953 nucleotides long. RefSeq lists its product as uncharacterized. Lineage: Eukaryota; Metazoa; Chordata; Actinopteri; Perciformes; Bathydraconidae. The record is from RefSeq and is a predicted model, not a curated record.